Messenger RNA from Lucilia cuprina (Australian sheep blowfly), 1710 nucleotides. RefSeq lists its product as uncharacterized. The record is from RefSeq and is a predicted model, not a curated record. Bases 255 to 1529 code for a protein of 424 amino acids. The transcript has 4 exons. Lineage: Eukaryota; Metazoa; Arthropoda; Insecta; Diptera; Calliphoridae.
UUUCCCUGAACCUUGUUGCCUGUCUGUCUAUCUUCUUUCCUACAUAUGCAAAUAUGUAUAAAGUUGGUAGAUAAAUAAGUCUGUCGUUAUGUCAAUUCGUCUGAUUACUGCAUAUUAGAAUACAAUUGGAAAUAAUUGAUUCAAUUAUUUUUGCCUCUACAUGUAUUUGUAUACGAUAAACCCAGUGCCUUUAAUAAAAUAAUAAAGGAAAAAAAACUCGAGUAAAAAUAAAUUUUGAUUUGUUGCAAAUAAUCAUGAACAAAUUAAAUACUGGCGUUUCAUAUAACAGUGGCACGUCUUCGGAGACUAGCGAAACCCAAAGUGUUGAGGAAAAUCAACAAAGCGAUAGUGUUGCACCAAGUGGCACGAAUACGCCACCGAUACAAAAUUCUGGCAGUAGAAUACCCAAGAGUUGGAAACGUAUGAAGGAUUCAAGCCAAGAUAAAGAUGCCGAAUCAAAACGGCCACCAUGGAGGGCUGUUAGCAUUUCAACUUUGCCCAAACCGGAUAAAAAUGCCCUAUUAAGGGCAAAGCUCUUGGAUGCUUCUAGAAGACUAAGAGCUACUAAAACUGCAGUAGGUGUCCAAACUGAUAUUGUACCAACAAAAUUAAUGAAAGAAGUAAGCCUAGGAGCUCAAACGGACCUAAUAUUAUUAAAAGAAGUUGGUAUGCUUACAGAUGGAUCAUAUGCCAAACGGAGAGAUGGUACAGAGGAAUAUAUUUUAACUUAUUCGGUACCACUUAUGACCGAUACCAUUGAAACGGUCAAUGUGGCUACACAAACUUUAAUACCCCGACUACCGGGUGAUGCUUUUCUUGAAGCGUGCACCAAACCAACUGAACCAUAUGAACCGAAGUUAUUGCAGCAAUGUUCCGAUUCUGAAAGAAAAUUACUAAAUCAGCUGGCAAAAAUACGAAAAUCCGUUAUACCAUUAACAGCGAAAUUUAACGAAUGUCUCAGCGAUGAAGAACCAAAGGAAAAUGAUUCGCCCACAGAUACGGAUACCGAUAACACCACAGAUACCAUUAAAUCUAUGGGAUCGAAGCAUUCACUCGAUUCUAAUGAUUUAUAUCCCUAUACUACGUAUCGAUCUAGUCUACUCAAACCCACACAUCAGUCGUGGUAUUUUGAAUAUGACAAUGAGUUAUCAAACGAAAAUAAAUUUUAUCCUUACACCAUAACGCCCAACAAACCUUCGAAUAGUUUUGUGCCAUUAACAUUAACAAGACCAUAUGCCGAUUUCGAUUUAAAUCUAUUGUUAUUGGCAAUAGAUGAAUUAAUACAAGAAUCUAAUCGCUUAGCCGAUCGAAUUGAAGUUAUGUCAAAAAAUCGUGAUCGUGUCAUCUCGGCGUCACAAGUGUUUGGAUUUAAGGAAAAAGUUAAAGAAUUUAUACCAAUUAUUUAUGAACCACCCUCGGAAUAUUGGUUGCCCAUAAUCGAGGAACAGGAGAAAGUUUUGGCUGAAUUGAAAAGUUUCAAAGGGGCUGAUAUUAAGAAAUUCGAACAUUAUAUUGAAAAGUUAGAUUAAACUUAUAAUACUGGUCAACAGUAUUUUUGCCGCUUUCUAAUUAAAAAAAUGCACUUACAUAUGUAUGUAAUUUGUUUGAAUUACCAGCACAAUAUUUGUGAUAAGAUCAAAGUUGAUUUUGAGUAUUAAUGCUGUAAAUUCAUGUUAAAAAUCCGCAAACAAGUGAAUAAAUAUUAUUAAA